AUGGUCCAAAAUGAAUACCGUGUUGAUGCGGAGAAAAAGAAAAGGGGCGUUUUUGGGGUUAGUGACAAUACCACCAUCCUAGCUAACCAAGCAGCAAUCAACAAACAGUUAGAAGCUUUAACCAAGCAUGUCCAAGGGUUGACCAUGGCCAAACAAACUCAACAAGUAGCUGCAAUCAGGUGUGUUUUCUGUGCUGAGGGGCGUGCAAAUGGUGAAUGUGAACCAGAAGGAGUGAGUGAAGAAGCCAAUUACUUGAGAAAUUAUCCAAAGGUCCACCCUUAUUCUAACACCUACAACCCAGUUCCAAAAGCUACAAAGAAGGGUGAUGAAGUAGUAGUGGAGGAAGUUAAUAAUGGUGUAGUUGAAAAGAAUGUUGAGGAUGUUGUAGUUGAAAAAGAGAGUGAUCAUGGUGUAGUUGAAAAUGAAAGGAAGAAAAAAAAUGAUGAGGGAGAAAAAAGUGAGCCUUUAAUAGAUGUGAAUUCAAUAUUGAGGAAGUCUAAGAGCCAAUUGUUGAAAGAUGGAGACAAACCACAAGAGAUUCCAUCAUAUGUGAAGCUUCCUUAUUCUCAUUUGUCUAAAAAGAAGAAGAAGGAGGAAAGGCAAUUCACGAAGUUCAUGGAACUAUUCUCUCAGCUGCAAGUUAACAUACCUUUUAGUGAAGCUCUUGAUCAAAUGUCGGUGUAUGCUAAAUUCAUGAAAGAUUUAUUAACCGGAAGAAGGAGGCCUAAAGAUGAUGAAAAUAUAGCCUUAUCUGAGAAUUGUAGUGCCAUCCUCCAACGAAAGCUCCCUCCUAAAUUGAAAGACCCUGGAGCGUUUACGAUUCCUUGUACCAUUGGGAAGGUCAGUAUGGGAAGAGCUCUUUGUGAUUUGGGAGCAAGCAUAAAUCUGAUGCCUCUCUCCAUGAUGAAGAAAUUAAAAUGUGGGGAACCAAAACCUACAAGAAUGACUCUCACUCUAGCUGAUCGGUCAAACUCAUAUCCUUACAGAGUGCUGGAAGAUGUUCUAGUGAGAGUGAAUGACUUGGUAUUUCCAGCUGAUUUCGUGAUAUUGGACAUGGCUGAUGAUGAAGAGAUGCUUGUGUUGUUAGGGAUACCUUUUCUAGCAACUGGCAGGGCACUUAUUGAUGUGGAAAGAGGAGAAUUGAUGUCGCGUUUUCAAAAUGAGCAAGUGAUAUUCAACAUUUUCGAAGUUAUGAAGCAUAGAAAUAUAGAAAUGAAAAUCCACAAUGUUACCGAGUGGACGUGGUUGAUGAAAAGGGAUAUUUUGUCAAAAGAGACUCUAAAUCAAGUCAAAGGUUAA
This is a messenger RNA of Medicago truncatula (barrel medic), 1299 nucleotides long. RefSeq lists its product as uncharacterized. The transcript is spliced from 2 exons. Bases 1 to 1299 code for a protein of 432 amino acids. NCBI's taxonomy places the organism in Eukaryota, Viridiplantae, Streptophyta, Magnoliopsida, Fabales, Fabaceae. The record is from RefSeq and is a predicted model, not a curated record.